AUGGACGAAGCUGAGGAUACUACUCUUAACAAUAUUAAAGCUAUUCAUUCUCUGUCCUGUCCUGCCUGUCUCGUUCCUCCCUCGUUCCUGACACCUCCUGCAGAAGAUCAAACCAUGACGGAAAAGUUUGCCAACGUAGCCCAAGACUUGUUGGAGGGUAUUGACAUGGACACUUUCUUCAGUGAUGAAGAGGAAUUUGGUCCAGCUCCAGCUCCUCCUGCAGAAGAUCAAACCAUGACGGAAAAGUUUGCCAACGUAGCCCAAGACUUGUUGGAGGAUAUUGACAUGGACACUUUCUUCAGUGAUGAAGAGGAAUUUGGUCCAGCUCCAGCUCCUCCUGCAGAAGUCCAAACCAUGACGGAAAAGUCUGCCAAGGUCAAGAUAUAUAAUGGCUUCAGCGAACCAGAUGAUGAAGAGGAAUUUGGUCCAGCUCCAGCUCCUCCUGCAGAAGUCCAAACCAUGACGGAAAAGUCUGCCAACGUAGCCCAAGACUUGUUGGAGGGUAUCGACAUGGACGCUUUCUUCAGUGAUGAAGACGAAUUUGGUCCAGCUCCAGCUCCUCAAACCAUGACGGAAAAUGUUGCCAAGGUCAAGAUAUAUAAUGGCUUCAGCGAACCAGAGUACGUGGGUAUUUAA
Mucor mucedo is the source of this 636-nucleotide messenger RNA. RefSeq lists its product as uncharacterized. NCBI's taxonomy places the organism in Eukaryota, Fungi, Mucoromycota, Mucoromycetes, Mucorales, Mucoraceae. Bases 1 to 636 code for a protein of 211 amino acids. The record is from RefSeq and is a predicted model, not a curated record. The transcript is spliced from 3 exons.